AUGACCACUUCCUCCUCGUCAAGACCACCUCUACCCACCAUAGCGACCAAGUCUUCGUCGACCGCUCAGUCUUCUCGAUUGAACGUCAUCGCCAGCGACAAGAACACUUGCGCACCUCGCACCUCCUCGCGGGUUCCUCCGAACAGUACUUCGCGUCAGGAUGGCACAGCCCAAGACGCUACCUCGGAAAGAGCGACUCUCUCCCUGAUCAGGAGGACUUUGGUGGCAGAUGGAAGGAACGGAACAGACUUGAGAGCGACGCCCGCGCCAAUCGAAGGGAUCUUACCACCACUCACUAGCUCAAACGAGAUAGACGUGCAGCUCUAUGCCAUCGUCGCCAUCGUCAUCAAAGACUUUGUCAAUUCGUGGUAUUCCAAAAUAACCCCGGACCACGCUUUCGUGGAUGAGGUGAUCCAGAUUAUUGCUCACUGCAGUCGGGCCCUCGAACAGAGACUAAGACAAAUUGACAUAACAGAAUUGAUACUGGAUGAGCUGCCAGUGUUGGUCGAGAGGCACAUUGAGGCAUACAGGACAGCUACAACGGCUCAAGCCGUUUUGCAAUACGGAGAAAGCCCCCGACGAAUCUACCACUCGUUGAAUCCACACCCAGCUCUCGAUCCUUCCCUUCCACGGACCGAGCGACAAGACUACGAAGCCGCGUACCGACAGCUGCUGAUCCAAGGGGCUCUCGCGGUGCUGCUCCCAACCGAAGACCUUGCGAACACAUGUCUCAGAACACUGGUGACCGACAUCAUCGCCGACCUAAUCUUGGGUCAGGCACUGGCUGAAAAAUUAUGCCAGCCAUGGUUUCUGCACGGCACUGUCUCAAAACUGGUGGGGAUUGUGACAUCGAAUUCUUCGCACGCCGCCGACCUUGAGGCAUCCGUUCACGAGAGGGACCGACAGAGUCGUCUUGAAAAGUUUGGCCUAUUAUCUGCAAAUCUGGCUGAUCAAGAGCAUCAUUCGUCGGCGCGUCACCAAUCAACGCUUAGUGCGUGGUUUUGGGGACUGCUUCAGUACGCCUACAUCGCGUACCAGUCUUUGCGCUUCAUGCUCGUCGGCAUGGUUCACGCGCACCAUUUGCCCCAGAGAAUCCGACAUCGCCAGGCCAACGCCUCCACUUCAUUGUCGUCCACACAGAAGCCGCCCCUUGUCGCAUCACCGAGUGCACCGGAUGCCCAAGGUCGAUCCCCAAGAGCGGUAAUCAAUUAUAGGGUGUUCUCCUGCGUCUCAGCUGUCCUCGAUCUGUCCACACGCAUGCCGUGGCUGGCGAGCUCGUUGGCUUGGUGGCAGCACGUCCUCAACGCGGGCCCGGGGGGUUACGGUGCCACGAACUCGACCUUGGACAAGUAA
This is a messenger RNA of Exophiala viscosa, 1353 nucleotides long. RefSeq names its product PXA domain-containing protein. The transcript is spliced from 2 exons. Gene Ontology annotation, molecular function: phosphatidylinositol binding. The coding region runs from base 1 to 1353 and encodes 450 amino acids. Gene Ontology annotation, biological process: early endosome to late endosome transport; protein targeting to lysosome; endosome to lysosome transport. Lineage: Eukaryota; Fungi; Ascomycota; Eurotiomycetes; Chaetothyriales; Herpotrichiellaceae. Gene Ontology annotation, cellular component: late endosome; extrinsic component of endosome membrane; early endosome. The record is from RefSeq and is a predicted model, not a curated record.